AUGUUGCGGGGUGGGGGUGGGGGGUUGGGAGAGUCGGUGCGAGAGCUAACGGGCCGAGGCGGGAAAAGAGCCGCGCACGCGCAGCUGGAAGCUCUGGCGUCCCGGGAUGGGGCCAGGGAGGGCGGAGUUUCGAGAAGGAAACUUGACCACUUAGCGACGGGCCGGGGGCGGUGCCGCGUUCCCCUCCCCCUCCAGGCCGUUGGCGCUGCUCUCCCCAAUUUUGGGGCGGGGCGCGUUCCGGAGUCUGGCAGAGCGGUCCCCGGCGGGAGCGCGCCGCGGGCAAAUGUGGAGGCUGCGGGCGGGGCGCCGAAAGGGCCGAGGCCGGGGCCGAGGCCUGAGUCCUCCCAGGCCUUCCCCUCUUAUCCCCCGCCCCGGGGGAGGGGCUCCGUGGAGGGAGCGGCGCUGGACCAGCUGCAGCUGCUGGAGGAAGAGCUGAGGAGCGUCCGAGAGGAGCUGUGCCAGUGCCAGGCUGACAAAGAGUUUGUGUGGUCUUUGUGGAAAUUCCUCCAUGCAGCAAACCCAGAUCUCACGGAAGCAGUCAGUCUGGUUGUGGAAAGAGAAAAAACUAAAGCUGAAGCCAAGGAUAGAAAAGUGUUAGAAAUUUUGCAAGUCAAAGAUGCUAGAAUAAAGGAGUUGCAAAAGAGAGAAUCAGGAUCACAACAGGAAAUAAAUACCCUUGUAGAAAAGAAAAUUGCUGUGGAUGAAGAAAAUGUUUUCUUAAAGAAAGAAUUGAGUGACUUACAGAAGAAAUUUAAAGAUCAAAGUCAAGAGCUUAAGAGGGUACAGAAGAAGGAAGAGAAAAACGUACUAAUUAUCGAAGAGCUAGAGGAGGAAAAUAAAGAAUUAAGUAUACGCUGCAGUGAACUGCUAAAUGAUCUGGAGAACCUGAGGAAGCAGGAAACACAGUGGAGAAGAGAAAAACAUGACAUUGAUUGCAAAAUGAAGACUUCUGCAUCUGAUUUAACUGAGGCAAAGAGACAAAUUGAGAACUCACGGCUUAAAUGCAAUGAAUUGGCAUCACAAUUGGAUCAAAAGCAGACUGAAAUAAUGCAGAAGGAUAUGGAUAUCACUCUAGUGAAGAAAGAGUUGCAGGAGUUACAGAAUAUUUAUCAACAAAACCAGGAAUACACAGCACAGCAGGCAGAGCUGAUCCGGCAACUUCAUGUUCUCAAUAUGGAUACACAGAAAGUAAUGAGAAAUCAGGAAGAUGCCCACACAGCUGAAAGUAUAUCCUAUCAAAAACUUUACAAUGAAGUACAAAUUAAUUUUGAAGCAAAAAAAGCAACCGAGUCUCUGCUCCAGAAAAAUAUUCUUUGUCUUAAGGAUCAACUAGUUCAGAAGGACCGGGAUAUCAUGCAACUGACAGAAAAAAUUGAUGAACUUGAAAAAACUUUACACUUAGUGACCCGUACCCCUUUUCUAAAUAAUAUGGAACAGGAAUUUCAACAGCCAUCCUUAUCUAGUCUAGAAACCUUAAUGGUGUCACAACAGUCUGAAAUUGACUUUUUACAGGAGAAAUUGAAAAUAGCAAAUUUUAAACUGUCAGAGAAGAGUUCUUCUACCAGUAUUUGUAUGGGAAGCAUCAUCUCAAGAACUGGAAGAAUAUACGAGGAACCACCUGUGAAACGUUCAAGGUCUCUGUCCCCAAAGAGGUGUUUUAAAGACUCAGAGGACCUCAAGAAACUUAAAGCUGCUGAAAGGAAGAUUGAAAACUUAGAGAAGACACUGCAGCUAAAGAUCCAAGAAAAUGAUGAGCUAAGAGAUGCCCAUGAAAAACGCAAAGAAAGGCUGCAGAUGUUACAGACCAACUACAGAGCAGUAAAAGAGCAAUUAAAACAGUUGGAAGAAAACUAUAGCAAGACUGACAGAAACAAACAAAUGAGGAGAGGAGAGUCCCAGCAGCUCCGACAAGAAGAUUCUAAUGCUCUAUGGAACGAGCUGACAUAUUUCAAAAGGGAACACCAGAAGCUAUUGAUUGAAAAUGUGAAUCUUGAAGAGGAGUUGGAUCAACUCAAAGUUUUUAGAUCUGUCAAAGCAGCUGAAAUGCAAGAAGUGAAUGCAUAUCUGGAACAACAAAGAGAAGAACUACUCUAUAAACUUUGUGAAGAUCAAGAAGUCAGUAAUGAUACUUUAGAGAAGAAACUGAAACAAAAGUCAGAUGAGACAUUGCAAAAGGUUAUUGAUUUGGAAAAACGAUUGAAAGCUUUUGAGAAAAAGUCAAGGAAACUGAAAGAAGCAAAUAAAAAGUUAAGAAAAGAAAAUGAUGAAAUAAAAGCUUCCUGUAAACAGCAGCAAGAUGAUGCAGAAGCAAAAGAAAAAGAGCUAACCCUUCUACAGAAAGAGAAGGAAGAUGUGGAGAGAGACAGAAGUAUUCUUGAAUUCAAGAUCAGGGAGCUGGAGUUGGAAGUCAAGUGCCUGAAGGAACAAGUAGCAGAAGUUAAUUCUCUGAAGAAAAAAGUGGUGGAAAUCAACAAGAUGAGACAAGAAAAUGAAAAGCUGAGGAAGCAGUUACAAGAAAUUGAGGACCCAAAUCAGAUUCAGAAAGUUCAUAGAAUUCAGGAGAUACAGGGGAUGCAGCAGAUGCAAGCUGCUCAGCUGCCAACACGGCUUCCAGCACAGCUACCAACUCAGUCUCUAGUCCAGGCACCAGAAGUGCUUCCAGCCCAAAUGCAGCUACCAGCACAGCCUUCAAGCCAACUACAAGUGGAGUCAGUUCAGCUGUACCUGAACAAAGCUAUACCCAAGGAGCCCAGGUUGGAAGUGGUGAGCACUGAACAAUGUAGACAAUGUAAGACAACUACCACCAAGGUUAAAUUUAAAGCAGCCAAGAAAAAAGGUGCCACGGGACAUCCCCAGACUUUUCUCAAUCAGUCCAUCAAGGUUAUGAGCAAUAUGUUUGAGAACUAUAAGGACGACUGGGAGGAUGUGAGUGAAAGCAGUGAUUCUGAAGAACUGACCUCUGAAAACCUAGGAACAAUCAUUGUGGAAACAUCCCAAAAAGUCAGUCCAAGAAAAGAUAAAGGGGAGCAGACAGAAGAGCAAGCAGAAGAGAAAGAAAUUACAUUAGCUAUAGAAAGUCCAAUCAGAAAGGAUAUCAAUAAUAAGGAUUAUAGAAGAUCAUCUUCACAGAAGAAGAAAAUUAGUGCUUUGAGGAGUGCAUAUGCACCAGCCACUAUUAAAGUUAAGAAAGAAAAUGAGAACAAUGUAAAUGCCAAGAAACCAGUUGCAUCCAUGCAGCAGCAAAUCAGUAUGCUACAGGAUUUGAAAAAGUCUGCUGAAGCUUCUUUGAAGGAAUUAAAAGAAGCCAAUGAAAAGCUUACACAGCAACAACAAAUAACUGAUCAAAAACUUCAGACCACCAAACAAACCGUAAAGAAGCUAAAUUCAGACUUGGCUGAACUUCGCAAAGAGAAAGAAGAAUUACAAAAGAAAUUGGAGGCUGCAAAUGAAGCUAAAUCUGCAAUAGAGUCUCCUUCAAAGAAUAUGCAGGCAGAAAUUAAACAGCUGCAGUGUAAAUUAAAGAAUACAACAAAUGAAAUGACUAAACAGUCAUCAAAUAUAAAGUCUCUAAAAUGUGAAGUAAAGGAAAAGGAAGAACAGAUACUGGAAUUUCAAGGAAAAGUGUCUCGAAUGGAGAGGGAUUUAGUCAUGAAGAGACAUUUGAUAGAGCACUUUAAGCAUCGACAGAAAGUUAACUUGGAAAAUAAUGACAACUUUAAUGAUUUGUUAGAAAAUCUUGAGAAAAAGGUAAGAGCAUUGACUGAAGACUGUACUAACAAGAAGACAGCAGUUGAUGCACUCAAGCAAAUGCUUAAUGUAGUUACAAAAGAGAAGUCACAUUAUGAACAGAUGUAUAUAAAAGCUAAAGAUGAGCUGGAAAGAAAGGACCACAAGCUUGCUCACCUAUUAAGUAAAAUGAGUGAGACAAAAUCUGCUAUGACAGAGCUUGAAGCAACUGCUUCCCAGCAGCUCCAUGGAUUAGCUUUGCAAAGUGAACGGGCUUUUGAAAUAGUGCAAAUAAAACUAAUGAGAGCCAAUGACCGAGAGGAAGAAUUCAUCACAUUUGUGAAGGCUUUAGUUAAAGAAAUACAACAUAAUGUCCAAGAGAUGAGGUUGCAAAUGAGACGUAUUAAAAAAAUAGAGCACAAUAAGACACUUACCAAAACUGCAACCCAAAAAGUCCAGUGUUUAGCAGCUUCUAUCCUAAACAUUUCACCAACUGAUGUGGAAGAAAUGCUAGACUCAGAAGAUGAAGAGGAAUCCAGAGAUUCUAAAAAGGCCUGUGAACAAGAUAAGGAGUGGUUAAUAAACAUUAAUAAAAUUCUUGAAGGACAGUUUCCAUUUGCUGCAUGUUUAUUAGAAGCAAUAAUGGAAAAAAUAAAUGAGAAGAAGAAACUAGUUGAAGACUAUAUUAAAUUUAUGAAAGCUGUUGGAUGA
Molecule: messenger RNA, 4437 nt
Organism: Trichosurus vulpecula (common brushtail)
Lineage: Eukaryota; Metazoa; Chordata; Mammalia; Diprotodontia; Phalangeridae
Gene: CNTLN
Product: centlein
Exons: 29
Coding region: 1-4437 (1478 amino acids)
Biological process (GO): centriole-centriole cohesion; protein localization to organelle
Cellular component (GO): centrosome; centriole
Source: RefSeq, a predicted model, not a curated record